AUGGACUACUCGAGCGUCCCCACACCGGAGCGGUGCUACGCUGACUUUUGCCUCGUCCCUGUCGGCACGGGCGAGCUGUCGGUGGCCAAGGAGGUCGCCGAGGUGCAGAAGCUCCUCAAGGCGUCGGGGCUGACGUACACGAUGCACUCUGCCGGCACGACGGUUGAGGGCAGCUGGGACGAGGUCAUGCGGGUGAUCGGCCAGGCGCACUCGGUGGUGCAUCAGGUUGGGCCUCAGCGCAUCCAGACCUCGAUGCGGGUUGGGACGAGGACGGACAAAAAGCAGACUGCUGCUGAUAAGGUCAAGAGGGUGGAGGACUUGCUGGCGGAGAGCAAGUAA
This is a messenger RNA of Diaporthe amygdali, 339 nucleotides long. RefSeq names its product cell wall biosis protein. Lineage: Eukaryota; Fungi; Ascomycota; Sordariomycetes; Diaporthales; Diaporthaceae. The record is from RefSeq and is a predicted model, not a curated record. Gene Ontology annotation, cellular component: cytosol. Bases 1 to 339 code for a protein of 112 amino acids. The transcript is spliced from 3 exons.